AGGAAGGCAACAUCGACAACUGCAAAGAAGAAGAUCUUCAAGAAGAAUCGUACCACUGCCGCGCAAGGUUCGUGCGCGCGGACGGCCAUUGAGAACCCUAAGCGGCAGGACUCUACGGUGGUCGAGGCAGCGGCGCCCAUCAAGGAACAGGACAAGGAGAAAAGCGACUCGCAGUACCUCCGUCCCCGUGUGAAUAGCAGAUGCGGCGUGUGCGGAGCGGGGAGAUCCCAUGACAGCGCGCCCUUCUGCCCCUACAACUACAUCAACGGACAAUAUGGCCUCGGCACUUGCAGGGAGGUGUGCCGCCCGGGGAGGCACCGGUCUCUUCAUGAGCUGGGAUCCUACUCCGGCUCCGGGGGCAAUAUUCACCCGCUGGGACGCGUCGUGCGUGUGAACAACGUGCCCCUGACCCCGAACGAGAUUCCCCCCGACCAGCGCGAGCUCCGCGGGCUCUUCGGGCGGUUUGGGCCGCUCGUUGACUGCCACCUCACGAGGACGAGCGUCCAAGACCUCGUCGGCUUCGGGUUCGUCGCGUUCGAGAGCUGCGAGCACGCCAGGGAGGCUGUCGACAAGCUCAACGGCCACCACUUCGGCGACCGCAGGCUGCGAGUCGACUGGGCCUAUCCACGCGCGGCGCGACUCUAAAUAUCGGCGAGUUGAACUGUAAUAAUGUGCAUCCUCGUCUUGAACCUUUUUUUUUUCCAUGAUCAUCCUCGUGUUAGUAAUUAUCGACCCCAUCCCUGUAUCGUGCCUUCUAUUGCUCGUUCACAAAAAUCUUGCGCACGCAGCAAUUGGAAUUUUGGUUUAUGUUUGGUCAUAAUUUAUCAGAUCUACAGGAACUAGUCUCUUCCUUCCGUGAGGUGUCAAUGUGGCAUUUUCCCAGUUUAGCGCCGAGCCUAGGCGAUCGACUUCACUGCCCGUCCAGCCGAAAGCUCAAGAAAUCCUACCACUUCCGUUUCACAGUA
Brachypodium distachyon (stiff brome) is the source of this 965-nucleotide messenger RNA. Its product is annotated as polyadenylate-binding protein 8. The record is from RefSeq and is a predicted model, not a curated record. Lineage: Eukaryota; Viridiplantae; Streptophyta; Magnoliopsida; Poales; Poaceae. Gene Ontology annotation, molecular function: RNA binding. The annotation marks the transcript as partial. The transcript is spliced from 2 exons.